Messenger RNA from Drosophila erecta, 1113 nucleotides. RefSeq names its product protein-lysine N-methyltransferase EEF2KMT. The coding region runs from base 117 to 1076 and encodes 319 amino acids. The transcript is spliced from 3 exons. Lineage: Eukaryota; Metazoa; Arthropoda; Insecta; Diptera; Drosophilidae. The record is from RefSeq and is a predicted model, not a curated record.
UUUGGUCACACUGGUCCAAGUGCCGGGUGCGAUUCACGUUGCUACUUUUGUUCGCUUGGGAGUGGGUUUUCAUAUCGAAAUAGCGGAGGAAAUCGGAACUUGGAGCGGCCGAAAAAAUGUCCGGGAAGUACGGCAAGCUGCAGCAGCAGUUCCUCUGCUGCUAUCCGGUGUACAAGAUGGCCUGGUCGUCGGUCAAGUUGCCACUCAACUGGGAGGAUCAGCAGGAGCUGAUAGCGGCCACCUGUGGCCACCCAAUGAACCGUCGAUAUCCAGUGCGUCGCAGCUACCUGGAGGCCUUCCUCAAGCAGCUGAUCCACCUGCUCCGCGAUCAGGAGGAUGUGCACGACGACAUAUACAGCAGCUUGUGCGGUCCGGUGGCGGACAACAUAGCGAGCACAGGACCAUCCAUGUACGCCUACAAGCACUAUCUCCUCGAACCGGGCGCCCACAUAACGCUCCGCGAGUCCACCAGCUGUGUGGCCGAGGGCACAACGGGAUUGUGCACCUGGGAAGCGGCUCUGGCCCUCGGCGAUUACUUCCUACAGCACCGCGACCUGGUGCGUGGCAAGAACAUAGUGGAGCUGGGAGCCGGUGCCGGGCUUCUGGGAAUCCUGCUGAAACUACCGGCCCUGCAGCUGCACGUGGGCCAGGUCCUGCUGACCGAUGGCAGUGAACCGUGCGUCCAGCUGAUGCGAGAUAAUAUCAGCCUCAAUUUCCCAGACACGCCCAAGGAGCAGAUGCCCAAGGCGGUGCAGCUAAGCUGGGAUGCGGUCAGCAAGUUCCCCUGGGAGUCGCAUGCUGAAACGGAUCUUCUGAUGGCCUCCGAUGUGAUCUACGAUGAUUCCCAAUUCGAUGCACUGCUGGGUGCCAUGGACUACUUGUACACCAGGCGAGGAAGUGGGCUGGAAACCCUGCUGGCCAACACGGUGCGAAACGUGGACACGCUGCACAAGUUCAUGACCCAGCUGGGUGACAAUGGCUACAAGGUGACUCCAUGUGCGAACGUAUCGGCCUGUGCCAGCCACUUUUGUCGCGAUCACACCGCCGCCGUUCAGAUAAUCUCCAUAAGACGCUAGUUUUAGUCCUAAAAUAAACCGACAUCACGAAAACAAA